AUGGUCAUCAAGGAGAGCAACAAAGCGCCCGCAAGGCCAUGGACAGACGUCGUCCAGGCCAAGCGAGCAGAGCGAGAUGCCCUCGUCGCAAAACAUCACGCAGGCAAUGCGGGAACCGACCUCUUGUCGAGCGGCGGGGACCCCAUCGUGAACGUGGAACAAGUGACAAGCCUCUUGGCUGCAGGCGACAUCACUGCGGAACAACUCACGCGCGUCUACAUUGCAAGAGCCUGCGAGGCCCACAAGAAGACAAACUGCCUCACCGAGAUAAACUUCGACAAUGCCCUAGAGCAAGCCAGACGCCUGGAUGAGUUCAGGCAAACUCAUGGCAAGCUAAAGGGGCCUCUCCACGGAGUUCCCAUGUCGUUCAAGGACCAAUUCAACAUCAAGGGCCUGGACACAACCAUGGGCUAUGCUGGCCUGGCUUUUGCCCCGGCCGGCUUGGACUGUCCUUUGAUCGAAACCUUGGAGGGCCUCGGCGCUGUCAUCAUAGCCAAGACCAAUCUACCCCAGAGCAUCAUGUGGUGUGAGACCGACAAUCCGCUCUGGGGACAGACGACACAUCCCGCAAAUCCAGCUCUCACAUCAGGAGGCUCCUCGGGUGGAGAGGGGGCCUUGCUAGCCCUCGGUGGCUCGCUGGUCGGGUGGGGGACCGACAUUGGGGGCUCAAUCCGCAUCCCAAGCCACGUCAACGGGCUCUGGGGCCUCAAGCCGACUAGUAAUCGUUUGUCAUACCGGGGCGUCGAAGUGACGCAGGACGGCCAGCAGCAUGUCCCCUCGACCAUUGGGCCAAUGGCCACCUCUCUCGACUCCCUGGUGACCACAACCAGACUGGUGAUCGAGGCGGCGCCGUGGACUAUUGAUCCGCUGAUUCCCCCGAUCCCUUGGCGCGAGAGUAUCCUGCAGGACGCGGCUUCGAGGACCUUGGUCAUUGGCCUAGUGCUGGACGACGGCGUGUCCAGGGUGCACCCACCCAUCCAGCGCAUCCUCACCGAGCUUGUUGCCGCGCUGCAGGCUGCGGGUCACGAGGUCAUCCCUUGGGACAUCAGCUUGAACGCCUCGUGCAUCGAGGUCAACGACGCAUUCUACUCGGCCGACGGCGGCGAGGACAUCCGACGCGCGGUCGAGCAGGGCGGUGAGCCGUUCGCCCCGAAGACCCAGGCGUUCGUCGACCGCGGCAAGCCCAUUUCCGUGUAUGAGUACUGGCAGCUCAACAAGAAGAAGGUGGCCAGCCAGCGGGCAUACAACGACAUGUGGCAGCAGGCGCGCUCGCCCACGUCGGGCCGGCCCGUCGACAUCCUGCUCAUGCCGACGAUGCCGCACACGAGUACGCCGCACGGCACCUUUGGUCGCUGGACGGGGUACACGAAGCUGUUCAACUUCCUCGACUACACGGCGCUGACUUUCCCGGCGGGCGUGGCGGACAAGAGCAAGGAUGCGGCAUAUCUCGAUUCUGGGUACGUACCACGCAACACCCUCGACGAGUGGAACUGGAAGCUCUACGAUGCGGAGCUCAUGGAUGGCCUCCCGGUAGGCCUACAGAUCGUUGGCCGUAAAUAUGAAGAGGAGAAGGUCCUAGGCGCAGCACAGCAGAUCCAGAAGCACCUGUAA
This is a messenger RNA of Microdochium trichocladiopsis, 1611 nucleotides long. Its product is annotated as amidase. Lineage: Eukaryota; Fungi; Ascomycota; Sordariomycetes; Xylariales; Microdochiaceae. Bases 1 to 1611 code for a protein of 536 amino acids. The transcript has 6 exons. The record is from RefSeq and is a predicted model, not a curated record.